This is a messenger RNA of Elgaria multicarinata webbii, 5852 nucleotides long. RefSeq names its product multidrug resistance-associated protein 1-like. NCBI's taxonomy places the organism in Eukaryota, Metazoa, Chordata, Lepidosauria, Squamata, Anguidae. Gene Ontology annotation, molecular function: ATP hydrolysis activity; glutathione transmembrane transporter activity; ABC-type xenobiotic transporter activity. Bases 56 to 4639 code for a protein of 1527 amino acids. The record is from RefSeq and is a predicted model, not a curated record. Gene Ontology annotation, biological process: xenobiotic transport; glutathione transmembrane transport. Gene Ontology annotation, cellular component: basolateral plasma membrane. The transcript is spliced from 31 exons.
GCCGCCGCUGCAGCUGCCGACUCGGAGCUUUCGCCGGCCAGGCUGGGCCCCCUCCAUGGACGUCCAGCGGCUUUGCAACGGCCCGGCCGGCUCGGAGCCCUUCUGGGACUUGAAUGUCACAUGGCACACGGAGCAUCCGGAUUUCACCAAGUGCUUUCAGAACACCGUCCUCGUCUGGAUCCCUUGCAUUUACCUCUGGGCUUGCUUCCCAAUCUACUUCGUUUACCUCCGCCGCCAUGACAAGGGUUACAUCCAAAUGUCGCAUCUCAACAAAGCCAAAACCGCCUUAGGCCUCUUAUUGUGGAUGGUCUGCUGGGCAGACCUCUUCUACUCUUUCUGGGAAAGAAAUCACAACGUUCUCCGAGCUCCUGUGUUUUUAGUUAGCCCUACGAUUCUGGGCAUAACAAUGCUGCUAGCCACGUUUUUGAUACAGUACGAGCGGAUCAAAGGAGUUCAGUCUUCCGGAGUCAUGCUUCUUUUCUGGAUUAUUGCACUCCUCUGUGCUAUCAUAACUUUUAGAUCAAAAAUAAUGCACGCCUCCCGUACGGGUGCUACAGUUGAUGUAUUUCGCUAUGUUACCUUCUACAUCUACUUCACUUUGGUGCUAAUACAGCUGAUACUGUCCUGUUUUCCUGAACGUCCACCCUUAUUUUCGGAAACCGUUCACGUCCCAAACCCGUGUCCGGAGGCCAGUGCGUCUUUUCUGUCCAAGAUCACGUUCUGGUGGAUCACUGGGUUGAUGGUUCAGGGAUAUCGUCACCCGUUGGAAGCAAAAGAUUUGUGGUCGUUGAACAAGGAGGACAUGUCGGAAGAAGUGGUGCCAGGUUUGGCCAGGAAUUGGGCCAAGGAGUAUGCGAAGGCAAAGAGGCUGCCAAUGCCAAUGAUGUACUCUCCCAAGAAGCCAGCGAAAUCGAGCAGCUCAAACGGAGACGUGACGGAAGAGGCAGAAGCUCUGAUUAUCCAGCCUUCCCAAAGGGAGAAAGAACCGUCCCUCUUCAAGGUGUUAUACAAGACUUUCGGGCCGUACUUCCUCAUGAGCUUCCUGUUCAAGGCCUUUCAUGAUCUGAUGAUGUUUGCAGGGCCUAAAAUCUUGGAGUUGCUCAUUAACUUUGUCAACGACGAAAAAGCCCCAAAUUGGCAAGGCUACCUGUACACAGCGCUGCUCUUUGUCUCGGCCGGUUUUCAGACGCUGGUCCUCCACCAGUACUUCCAUAUUUGUUUCGUGACGGGAAUGAGGCUUAAAACCGCUGUGAUUGGUGCCGUCUAUCGAAAGGCCUUGGUCAUCACUAACUCAGCAAGGAAGACGUCCACCGUUGGGGAGAUCGUCAAUCUGAUGUCGGUGGACGCCCAGAGGUUCAUGGACUUAGCGACCUACAUCAACAUGGUCUGGUCUGCACCUCUCCAAGUUAUCCUGGCAUUGUAUCUGCUGUGGCUGAAUUUAGGUCCCUCCGUGUUAGCGGGUGUGGCAGUCAUGUUGCUCCUGGUUCCAGUGAAUGCUGUGAUAGCAAUGAAAACAAAAACCUAUCAGGUUGCUCACAUGAAUAGUAAAGACAACAGGAUUAAGCUGAUGAAUGAAAUUCUCAAUGGGAUCAAAGUGCUAAAACUUUACGCCUGGGAAUUAGCCUUCAAAGAAAAAGUCCUUGGGAUCAGACAGCAAGAACUGAAGGUUCUCAAAAAGUCUGCUUACCUCGCUGCGGUGGGAACGUUCACGUGGGUGUGUGCCCCGUUCUUGGUUGCAUUGUCAACGUUUGCUGUGUACGUGACGAUUUCGGAGAAGAACGUCCUGGAUGCUCAGAAGGCGUUUGUUUCUCUGGCAUUGUUCAAUAUCCUCCGGUUCCCCCUGAACAUUCUCCCCAUGGUCAUCAGCAGCAUGGUGCAAGCAAGCGUGUCUCUGAAGCGUCUCCGGGUCUUCCUGUCGCAUGAAGAGUUAGAUCCAGACAGUAUCGUCAGAGGCUCCAUCAAAGACUCUGAUGGCAACAGCGUUAUCGUGAAGAACGCCACCUUCAGCUGGUCAAGAAGUGAUCAGCCGUCCGUGAAUAACGUCAGUUUCGCAAUACCAGAACGCCGCUUGGUCGCCGUUGUCGGCCAGGUCGGUUGCGGCAAAUCCUCCCUGUUGUCAGCGCUUCUGGGAGAAAUGGAGAAGCAGGAAGGACACGUCUCCCUCAAGGGCUCCGUUGCCUACGUCCCCCAGCAAGCGUGGAUCCAGAACGCAACUCUGAAGGAGAACAUUGUGUUUGGAAGGAACGUGCAGGAGCGCCAGUAUCAGCGUGUGGUGGAGGCCUGUGCCCUUCUGCCGGACUUGGAGAUUUUCCCUUCGGGAGACCAAACCGAAAUUGGAGAAAAGGGCGUGAACCUGUCUGGCGGCCAGAAGCAGAGGGUCAGCCUGGCUCGAGCCGUCUACUCCGACGCGGAUGUUUACUUGCUAGACGACCCCUUGUCUGCGGUUGAUGCGCACGUUGGGAAGCACAUUUUUGACAAAGUCAUUGGACCAAAAGGAAUCCUGAAAGGCAAAACUCGGGUUCUGGUAACCCACGGUGUCAGUUAUCUGCCCUUGAUGGAUACAAUUAUCGUUAUGACGGAAGGCAAAAUAUCAGAGAUGGGAUCUUACCAAGAGCUGCUAGAGCAAGACGGAGCCUUUGCCGAGUUCCUGCGCACGUACGCCAGCGCAGAGCAGAACGUGGACGGUGAAGAUGCAAACAGCCCAGCUGUAAAGGAAGGGAAACGCCUAGAAAACGGAGUCCUUGUAAACGAAGCCUCAGGGAUACAAGUGAAGAGGCAACUCAGCAACUCCUCCACGUACAGCGGCGAAACUGGGAAGUCCAUGCAGCAGAACAGCACAGCUGAGCUACAGAAGACGCCAGCAGAAAAGAGUAGUUGGAAAUUAACAGAAGCUGAUACUGCCAGGACUGGGAAGGUGAAGGCGAGCGUCUACUGGGAAUACAUGAAAGCCAUUGGACUCUUCAUCACCUUCCUGAGCAUCUUCCUCUUCAUCUGCAACCACGUGGCCUCCCUGGCCUCCAACUACUGGCUCAGCUUGUGGACUGACGACCCCGUCAUCAACGGGACGCAGCAGCACACGGAUCUCCGGCUGAGCGUGUACGGCGCGCUGGGCAUGUCUCAAGGUGUCGCCGUAUUUGGCUACUCGAUGGCGGUUUCGAUGGGAGGAAUAUUCGCUUCCCGCCGUCUCCACGUUGACUUGCUCCACAACGUCCUUCGCUGCCCGAUCCGGUUUUUUGAGCGGACGCCCAGCGGGAACUUGGUCAACCGGUUCUCCAAAGAAAUCGACACCAUCGACUCGAUGCUGCCCCAGAUCAUCAAGAUGUUCAUGGGCUCCAUGUUCAACGUCAUCGGCGCCUGCAUCAUCAUCCUCUUGGCCACGCCGGUCGCCGCCGUGGUCAUUCCUCCGCUGGGAUUCGUCUACUUCUUUGUGCAGCGGUUCUAUGUUGCCACGUCCCGCCAGCUGAAACGCCUGGAGUCGGUCAGCCGCUCCCCGGUUUAUUCUCACUUCAACGAGACGCUUCUGGGCGUCAGCGUCAUCCGAGCCUUUCAAGAGCAGAAGCGGUUCAUGAAGCAGAGUGACCUGAAGGUGGACGAGAACCAGAAAGCCUACUUCCCCAGCAUCGUUGCCAACAGGUGGCUGGCAAUUCGCCUGGAGUUCGUGGGGAACUUCAUCGUCCUCUUCGCAGCCCUCUUUGCCGUCAUCGCUCGCCACAGCCUUAGCCCAGGAUUGGUCGGGCUCUCCAUCUCCUAUUCGCUGCAGAUCACCACGUACUUAAAUUGGUUGGUUCGCAUGUCGUCCGAGAUGGAGACCAACAUCGUAGCUGUGGAAAGAGUCAAAGAAUACUCCGAAAAGGAAAAAGAGGCAGAGUGGACUAUCAAGCAGACCGCCCCACCGAGCAGCUGGCCUCACGAAGGCAAGGUGGAGUUCAGAGGCUACGGCCUUCGCUACAGAGACGACAUGGAUUUGGUUCUGAGGAACAUCAACGUCAGUAUAAGCGGAGGAGAGAAGGUGGGCAUCGUUGGAAGGACCGGAGCUGGGAAGUCGUCCCUCACCCUCGGCUUGUUUCGGAUCAACGAGGCGGCCGAAGGGGAGAUUCUCAUCGAUGGGAUUAACAUUGCUAAAAUCGGCCUCCAUGACCUUCGCUUCAAGGUCACAAUUAUCCCUCAGGACCCCAUCCUGUUCUCUGGCUCCCUGCGUAUGAAUCUGGACCCUUUCGACCAAUACUCUGACGAAGACGUCUGGAGGUCUUUGGAACUUGCUCACUUGAAAAGCUUUGUGUCGACACUCCCAGAUAAACUCAGUCAUGAAUGUUCAGAAGGGGGAGAAAACCUCAGCGUCGGGCAGCGGCAGCUCGUGUGCCUCGCUCGGGCUUUGCUCCGGAAAUCCAAAAUCCUGGUCCUAGAUGAAGCCACGGCUGCUGUGGACCUUGAAACAGACAACCUCAUCCAGUCCACCAUCCGGACCCAGUUUGAAGAGUGCACAGUCCUGACAAUAGCCCAUCGGUUGAACACCAUCAUGGAUUAUACACGGGUGAUUGUUCUCGAUAAAGGCGAAAUUGUGGAGUGUGGUUCUCCUGCCGUUCUAAUCCAGAAGAAAGGCAUUUUCUACAGUAUGGCCAAAGACUCGGGCUUGGUCUAACGUUGAGGCUGCACCCUCUCUCACCGUGGGGGUGAAGUGCAGGGCCAGUGAACGGGAUGGCAGCAUUUGUCAGAAACCCCUUGCUGCGAUACUCAAGCCAAAUAAUUCCACUUUAAGAAACAGAUUUUUGCAGUGUGACGGAGAAUCACAGAACGUGCAAUCUGCCCCCACCCAGGGUCCUUUCAAGGGUUAUUUUGCAAGCCCGUGGUAGUUGAUGGGUAGGUUGUGUGCUUCGGCCAAAGCCCAAAGUUUAGGUUUUAUCUAGGGCUCCAAAGUCUUACAAAGCAGUAGGACCAAACUCUUUUGAGUCCUCUGAGAAAAGGCUUAACCUCACACGUGCAUUUGAAGUGUGCUCUGUCAUCCCAUUUUUGUGGGAAGACUCUCCUGGAAAUGCAAGGUAAUUUCCCUCUGGAAAUCCUGCAUUUCCAAGGCAGGAGCCUCAGAGCCGCUGUGAGAGGCGAGCGGCACAGUCCAGAGGUUUCAUGCCACGUACCUCACCAUGCGCUGGAGCCGAGGGAGGGAAGGCGGGAGGAUUUCCCCUUGGUGGGUCGUGGUGCUCACCGGAUUUAAAACAUUGUGCUCGGCAUGGAAAGCAAACACCAAAAAAACCCACCACACCCCGUUCUGCUGGAUCUAGCUUGUCUUGGUGACUGAGGAAAGAAUGAAGACAGAAGAUGGGGGGUUUGUGUUCGUGCUCACAGGAAGACUGGAUGGUUUGUUCCAGCAGGUUGCUUUUUGCUUUGAACAGCUUUCGUCUGUACCAUAGGAGUGUGUUGUUGCUUUUCCUGUGGAUGAAAGAAUCAACCCAACAGGCUCCUGAUGCCAAUGCCAAAAAGCAGGGAACACCCAAUGACUUCUGGUUUCCAUUUCCGAAGGUCCUUCCCCCCCCCCCCCCCCAGUUUCUCUCACCUGGGAAGGAACUGCAACAGAAGAUGCGUUUCUUGCAUUGUCCAUAGUCUCAUUUUAUUGAAGGAAAAUCGAGUAUCCGUGCAUCUAAAUGCUCACCCAGGAACUGUGGACUUUGAAUUACGUUGCUGACCUUUUUUUUUUUUUUCCUUUCAAACUAGACAUGCGCCUUUUCUUAGAAAUGAAGUUAUUUAUUUUAUUUUUUUGUAAAUACACUUCUCUAAAGUUUAAAUAGACCGAUAUUUACUUUGGUAUUUUUGUAAUGACUCAUGGAAAGAGCUUUCAGUAAAUUUCUUUGUUUGGAGAA